This is a messenger RNA of Acanthosepion pharaonis, 1695 nucleotides long. The record is from the annotation of a GenBank genome assembly. NCBI's taxonomy places the organism in Eukaryota, Metazoa, Mollusca, Cephalopoda, Sepiida, Sepiidae.
AUGACCCUGAGCUCAACCCCGAGCGUCGGCAGUCCUUUCUUAUUACUGAACACAAUCUCCAAGGCCAGAAAUUUUCGUUCUUUCGUGAAGCACACUGCUACCGCUUGCCCAUCGGGAAUAUCUUCUUUUAUUCUGGUGCGAGUAAAUUUCAAAACUCUGUCCGUUAACAUCUAUCUAUCUAUCUAUCUAUCUAUCUAUCUAUCUCAGUCUGUUCCUAUCUAUCUAUCUAUCUAUCUAUCUAUCUCAUCUAUCUAUCUAUCUAUCUAUCUAUCUAUCUAUCUAUCUAUCUAUCUCUGUCCGUUCAUGUCUACCUAUGGUUAUUCAUAUGUAUGUAUCUAUCUAUCUAUAUGUCUCUGUCCGUUAACAUCUAUCUAUCUAUCUAUCUAUCUAUCUAUCUAUCUAUCUAUCUAUCUAUCUAUCUAUCUCAGUCUGUUCCUAUCUAUCUAUCUCAGUCUGUUCCUAUCUAUCUAUCUAUCUAUCUAUCUAUCUAUCUAUCUAUCUAUCUCUGUCCGUUCAUGUCUACCUAUGGUUAUUCAUAUGUAUGUAUGUAUGUAUGUAUCUAUCUAUCUAUCUAUCUGCAACCUAUCUAUCUAUCUAUCUAUCUAUCUAUCUAUCUAUCUAUCUAUCUAUCUAUCUAUCAGUCUGUUCAUUAUCUAUCUGGAGGGAGAGAGAGGGAGAGAGACUAGCAUUAUUAUUUUAUUUCUUUCUAUCUAUCUAUCUAUCUAUCUUCAAAAAUCCUGUUUCUUUUUUCUAUCUAUCUAUCUAUCUAUCUAUCUAUCUAUCUAUCUAUCUAUCUAUCUAUGUGUAGUGUGGGCGCGGAAGGCAGAUGUCGAGAAUACCCUGUUUGUUUUUUUUUUCUUUCUUUAUUCUAUCUAUCUAUCUAUCUAUCUAUCUAUCUCUCUAUCUAUUUGUAGUGUGGGCGCGGAAGCCUUAUUUCUUUCUUUCUUUCUUUCUUUCUUCUUCUUCUUCUUCUUCUUCUUCUUCUUCUUCUUCUUCUUCUUCUUCUUCUUCACUUUGAAGCGUUCUUUCCUUUGUGCUCCCCCUCUUCUUCUUCACUUUGAAGCCUUCUUUCCUUUCCUUCUUUCCUUUGUGCUCCCCCUCUUCUUCACUUUGAAGCCUUCUUUCCUUUGUAAUCUCCUCCUCCUCCUGCUCUUCUUCUUCUUCUCUUUGAAGCGUUCUUUCCUUUGUGCUGCCCCUCUUCUUCUUCUUCGUUUCCUCUUCUUUGCAGCGUUCAUUCCUUUGUCCUUAUUCUUCUCCUUCUCCCCCUCUUCUUCUUCUUCUUUACUUCUUCUCCUUUGCAGCGUUCUUCCCUUAGUACUCACCCUCCUUCUUCUCCUCCUCAUCUUCUUCGUUUUCUCUCCUUCUUUGAAGCGUUCUUUCCUUUGUGCUCAUUCUCCUCCUUCCGCCCCUCUUCUUCUUCGUUGCCUCCUCUUUGCAUCGCUCUUCCCUUUGUGCUCCUCCUACUUCUCCUCCUCCUCCUCUUCUUUUUUUGCACUUCUCUUUUGCAGCGUCCUUCCCUUUGUGCUCCUCCUCCUCUUCCUCCUUGUUGUUGUUGCUGUUGUUUUCUUCUUCUUCUUUAUUGCUUCUUCCUCCUUUUCUCUCUUUCUCUUUUAUUGCUUCCUCGUUCUUCUCUUUGAUUUUUCUUUGAUUUUUUUUUCACCAAGUAAAAGUUACGUGAUUUUAAUUUUUUUUUAA